Sipha flava (yellow sugarcane aphid) is the source of this 906-nucleotide messenger RNA. RefSeq lists its product as uncharacterized. The annotation marks the transcript as partial. The record is from RefSeq and is a predicted model, not a curated record. The transcript is spliced from 3 exons. Lineage: Eukaryota; Metazoa; Arthropoda; Insecta; Hemiptera; Aphididae.
AAAGAACUGAAGUCAGUUAAAAAAAUUUAUAAUGGAAAUCCUAUAACAUAUAAAGAUAAACUAAACGCUGUUAUAACAUCUGGCAAAUUUGAAGAUACUAAUUUAACAGAUAGCAUUUCAAUAAAAGAAGAUGGAAACACAUAUACUUUUAAAUCUCCUACUUUACCAGGAGAGGAUUAUUGGGUGAUACAACACUAUAAAACCAAAAAUAUUGCAAAUAUUGCUCUUCAAGACAGAUGGAAACAGGCUGAAUGUUCAAUUAAAUUAAUAACGUCUAACAUCCGUGGAAGUAAAGAUGUUAAUAUUAAUAAAAAAAUGCACGCUAUUGUAGUAAUACAGAAAAGGAUAAAAUAUUGGAUGAACUUUAAUAGUCCUAAAAGUGAAUUUCUUUAAUUCUUACCUUUAUUUCACUUCUCGUAUAACAUACAGAUCUUGAAUUGAAAAAUAUAUUAAAAUAAUUGAACACACUUAUGAAUAUUUAAUACUCAGAUAUAAUUGACAAGUCUCGUCAAUACUCUGCAGGCGUACAAUAAAAAACGUGUUAAUCUUCUUUGUAUGGUGACUAGUAACCGAUCGACCCUCUUGCUGGCGAUACAGGCCUAUUUAUGCCCUUUGGAGUAUUAACAAGAUUACCCUUCAUACCGUCAUUUAUUGAUAAUUAUUAUAAUUGUUUUUACAAUUUUAGAAAAUGUCUUAAUAUUAAUAGUGUAAUAUUUAUGUUGUUAUCUUUUGAAAUUUGUUUGAUUAUAUUGUGUGAUGCUAGCCGACAUCAAUUGGAAUAUGGAGGUGAUUUUGAUAUAAAUGAAAUGUGUUCAUUAAAUAAUUAUAAUGUAACUAUCCGAUGGUUUAUUAUUGCCGCUUUAGACAAUUAUUUAUUUUUUAUAGAGUUGCUAUUAUAUUAAAUGU